Sciurus carolinensis (gray squirrel) is the source of this 6863-nucleotide messenger RNA. It is a transcript of the gene Agl, whose product is annotated as amylo-alpha-1, 6-glucosidase, 4-alpha-glucanotransferase. Gene Ontology annotation, molecular function: 4-alpha-glucanotransferase activity; amylo-alpha-1,6-glucosidase activity. Bases 326 to 4924 code for a protein of 1532 amino acids. The transcript has 34 exons. NCBI's taxonomy places the organism in Eukaryota, Metazoa, Chordata, Mammalia, Rodentia, Sciuridae. Gene Ontology annotation, biological process: glycogen catabolic process; glycogen biosynthetic process. The record is from RefSeq and is a predicted model, not a curated record.
AUCGGACCUCCUGGGGGCCUGCGCGAGGCGGAGUCUCGGGGACCCUCCCCGCUGGUCUCUCACGCCCAGGCCGGUCCCGGCGCCACCGCCCCUCCCUUUGCCCUUCAGCGCGCCCUGCCCUCCCUGGGCUCGGCGUUUGUCCACGGCUGGGCAGCCGGCCUUUCCCCUUUUGCUUGCCUUCCCUUGCCCUCCCCCGACUAGCGCCAGAGCCUCGGGUGCUGUGGUGUCCCAGACGCCGCACGUAUAGCUUGCUCGCCGGGUAACUCAUUUUAUUUUGGAGUUCCUUUAAUUCUUCUGAAAGAUUUCAAAACCUCCAGAAGCCAAGAUGGGACACAGUAAACAGAUUCGAAUUUUACUACUAAACGAAAUGGAAAAACUGGAAAAGACCCUCUUCAGACUUGAACAAGGGUUUGAACUACAGUUCCGAUUAGGCCCAACUUUGCAGGGAAAAGCAGUUACUGUGUAUACAAACUACCCAUUUCCUGGAGAAACAUUUAAUAGAGAAAAAUUCCGUUCCCUGGAUUGGGAAAAUCCAACAGAAAGAGAAGAUGAUUCUGAUAAAUACUGUAAACUUAAUCUGCAACAGUCUGGAUCAUUUCAGUAUUACUUCCUUCAAGGAAAUGAGAAAAGUGGUGGAGGUUACAUAGUUGUGGACCCUGUUUUACGUGUUGGCAUUGAUGAUCAUGUGUUACACUUGGACUGUGUUACUCUCCAGACAUUCUUAGCCAAGUGUUUAGGACCUUUGGAUGAAUGGGAAGACAGACUGAGGGUUGCAAAAGAAUCAGGUUACAACAUGAUUCAUUUCACCCCACUGCAGACUCUUGGACUAUCUAGGUCAUGCUACUCCCUUGCUGAUCAGUUAGAAUUAAAUCCUGACUUUUCAAGACCUAAUAAAAAGUAUACAUGGAAUGAUGUUGGACAGGUAGUGGAAAAACUGAAAAAAGAAUGGAAUAUUCUUUGUAUUACAGAUGUUGUCUACAAUCAUACUGCUGCUAAUAGCAAAUGGAUCCAGGAACAUCCAGAAUCUGCAUAUAAUCUUGUGAAUUCUCCACACUUAAAACCUGCUUGGGUCUUAGACCGAGCAUUCUGGCAUUUUUCCUGUGAUGUUGCAGAAGGGAAAUACAAAGAAAAAGGAAUACCUGCUUUGAUUGAAAAUGAUCACCACUUGAAUUGCAUUCGAAAAAUAAUUUGGGAGGAUAUUUUUCCAAAGAUCCAACUCUGGGAAUUUUUCCAAGUAGAUGUUCACAAAGCAGUUGAACAAUUUAGAAGACUUCUUACACAAGAAAAUAGGAGGGUAACCAAGUCUGAUCCAAAGCAGCAUCUGAAGAUUAUUCAGGAUCCUGAAUACAGACGGCUUGGCUGCACUGUGGAUAUGAACAUUGCACUAGCAACUUUCAAACCACAUGACAAUGGGCCAGCUGCGAUUGAAGAAUGCUGUAAUUGGUUCCGUAAUAGAAUUGAUGAGUUGAAUUCAGAGAAGCAUCAACUCAUGAACUAUCAUCAGGAACAGGCAGUUAAUUGCCUUUUGGGAAAUGUGUUUUAUGAACGACUGGCUGGCCAUGGACCUAAACUAGGACCUGUCACUAGAAAAUAUCCUUUAGUUACCAGAUAUUUUACUUUUCCAUUUGAAGAAAUGGACUUAUCUGCAGAAGAAUCUAUGAUUCACCUCCCAAAUAAAGCUUGUUUUUUCAUGGCACAUAAUGGAUGGGUGAUGGGAGAUGAUCCUCUUCGAAACUUUGCUGAACCAGGUUCAAAUGUUUAUUUAAGGAGAGAACUGAUUUGCUGGGGAGACAGUGUUAAAUUACGCUAUGGAAAUAAACCAGAGGACUGCCCUUAUCUCUGGGCACACAUGAAAAAAUAUACCGAAAUAACUGCAACUUAUUUCCAGGGAGUGCGUCUUGAUAACUGCCACUCAACACCUCUGCACGUAGCUGAGUACAUGUUGGAUGCCGCUAGGAAAUUACAGCCCAAUUUAUAUGUAGUAGCUGAACUGUUCACGGGAAGCGAAGAACUGGACAAUAUCUUCGUUACUAGACUGGGCAUUAGUUCCUUAAUAAGAGAGGCAAUGAGUGCAUAUAAUAGUCAUGAAGAGGGCAGGUUAGUUUACCGAUACGGAGGAGAACCUGUUGGAUCUUUUGUUCAGCCUUGUUUGAGACCCUUAAUGCCAGCUAUUGCACAUGCCCUGUUUAUGGAUAUUACCCAUGAUAACGAGUGUCCUAUUGUGCAUAGAUCAGCCUAUGAUGCUCUCCCAAGUACCACAAUUGUUUCUAUGGCAUGUUGUGCUAGUGGAAGUACACGAGGCUAUGAUGAACUAGUACCUCAUCAGAUAUCAGUGGUUUCUGAAGAACGGUUUUACACUAAGUGGAAUCCUGGAGCAUCACCAUCAAAUACCAGUGAUGUUAAUUUCCAAAGUGGAAUUAUUGCAGCCCGGCGUGCUGUCAAUAAACUUCAUCAAGAACUUGGAGCCAAGGGUUUUAUUCAGGUUUAUGUGGAUCAGGUUGAUGAAGACAUAGUGGCAGUAACCAGACAUUCUCCCAGUAUCCAUCAGUCUGUUGUGGCUGUAUCUAGAACUGCUUUCAGAAAUCCCAAAACUUCAUUUUAUAGCAAAGAAGUGCCUCAAAUGUGUAUCCCUGGCAAAAUUGAAGAAGUAGUUCUUGAAGCCAGAACUAUUGAGAGAAAUACAAAACCUUAUAGGAAGGAUGAGAAGUCAAUCAAUGGAAUGCCAAAUAUCACAGUAGAAAUUAAAGAACAUAUUCAGCUUAAUGAAAGUAAAAUUGUUAAACAAGCUGGAGUUGCCACAAAAGGGCCCAAUGAAUAUAUUCAAGAAAUAGAAUUUGAAAACUUGUCUCCAGGAAGUGUUAUUAUAUUCAGAGUUAGCCUUGAUCCACAUGCACAAGUUGCUGUUGGAAUUCUUCGAAAUCAUCUGACACAGUUCAGUCCUCACUUUAAAUCUGGGAGCCUUGUUGUUGACAACGCAGAUCCUAUAUUAAAAAUCCCUUUUGCUUCUAUUGCCUCCAAAUUAACUUUGGCUGAGCUAAAUCAGAUACUUUACCGAUGUGAAUCAGAAGAACAGGAAGAUGGUGGAGGUUGCUAUGACAUACCAAACUGGUCAUCCCUUAAAUAUGCAGGUCUUCAAGGGUUAAUGUCCGUAUUGGCAGAAAUAAGACCAAAGAAUGACUUGGGGCAUCCUUUUUGUGAAAAUUUGAGAUCUGGAGAUUGGAUGAUCGAUUAUGUCAGUGGCCGGCUAAUUUCACGAUCAGGAACUGUUGCUGAAGUUGGUAAAUGGCUGCAGGCUAUGUUCUUCUACUUGAAGCAGAUCCCACGAUACCUUAUCCCUUGUUACUUUGAUGCUAUAUUAAUUGGUGCAUAUACCACUCUUCUGGAUACAGCAUGGAAGCAGAUGUCAAGCUUUGUUCAGAAUGGUUCAACCUUUGUGAAACACCUUUCAUUGGGUUCAGUUCAAAUGUGUGGAGUAGGAAAAUUCCCUUCCCUGCCACUUCUUUCACCUUCACUUCCAGAUGUACCAUAUAGAUUGAAUGAGAUCACAAAAGAAAAGCAGCAGUGUUGUGCUUCUCUAGCUGCAGGCUUACCUCAUUUUUCUUCUGGUCUUUUCCGCUGCUGGGGAAGGGAUACUUUUAUUGCACUUAAAGGUUUACUACUGGUUACUGGACGGUAUUUAGAAGCCAGGAAUAUUAUUUUAGCAUUUGCUGGUACCCUGAGGCAUGGUCUCAUUCCUAAUCUCCUCGGUGAAGGAACUUAUGCCAGAUAUAAUUGCCGGGAUGCUGUGUGGUGGUGGCUGCAGUGUAUUCAGGAUUACUGUAAAAUGGUUCCAAACGGUCUAGACAUUCUCAAGUGCCCAGUUUCCAGAAUGUAUCCAACAGAUGAUUCUGUUCCUUUGCCUGCUGGUACACUGGAUCAGCCAUUGUUUGAAGUGAUACAGGAAGCUAUGCAAAGACACAUGCAGGGCAUACAGUUCCGAGAAAGGAAUGCUGGGCCACAAAUAGAUCGAAACAUGAAGGACGAAGGCUUUAAUAUAACUGCAGGGGUUGAUGAAAAAACAGGAUUUAUUUAUGGAGGAAAUCGCUUAAAUUGUGGCACAUGGAUGGAUAAAAUGGGAGAAAGUGACAGAGCUAGAAACAGAGGAAUCCCAGCCACUCCAAGAGAUGGGUCUGCUGUGGAAAUUGUGGGCUUGUGUAAAUCUGCUGUUCGUUGGUUGCUGGAAUUAUCCAAAAAAAAUAUUUUUCCUUAUCAUGAAGUUAGAAUAAAAAGACAUGGGAAGGUUGUAACGGUCUCAUAUGAAGAAUGGAACAGAAAAAUACAAGACAACUUUGAAAAACUGUUUCAUGUUUCAGAAGAUCCUUCUGAUUCUAAUGAGAAGCAUCCAAAUCUAGUUCACAAACGUGGCAUAUAUAAAGAUAGUUACGGAGCUUCAAGUCCUUGGUGUGACUAUCAGCUCAGGCCUAAUUUUACCAUAGCAAUGGUCGUGGCCCCUGAGCUCUUUACUACAGAAAAAGCAUGGAAAGCAUUGGAGAUUGCAGAAAAAAAAUUACUUGGUCCCCUUGGCAUGAAAACUUUAGAUCCAGAUGAUAUGGUUUACUGUGGAAUAUAUGACAAUGCCUUAGACAAUGACAACUACAAUCUUGCUAGAGGUUUCAAUUAUCACCAAGGACCUGAGUGGCUAUGGCCUGUUGGGUAUUUUCUUCGUGCAAAGUUAUAUUUUUCCAGAUUGAUGGGUCCAGAGACUAGUGCAAAGACUAUCUUUUUGGUUAAAAAUGUUCUUUCCCGACAUUAUGUUCAUCUUGAGAGAUCCCCUUGGAAAGGACUUCCAGAACUGACCAAUGAGAAUGGCCAGUAUUGUCCUUUCAGCUGUGAGACACAAGCCUGGUCAAUUGCUACUCUUCUUGAAACACUUUAUGAUUUAUAGUUUGUUCGAAUAUAUUUAAUAUAUAUGCAACUUCAUUAUGCAAUGCACGAUCAUAAUGCAAAUGCCUAUGUACACAAAUGCAAGUGGUUUUAAAAAUCUUUCAUAUAAUAUUGAUGCCUAAUUAGGUAAGUUUAUGAAAACAUUGAUUUUUCUUUUUCUUUUCUUUAUGUAUGAAGAUAGAUUUCAAUUUGAAUAAGAGAAAAAUUAUGAUUACCAACAGAAUUUUCUUUUGAGUUCAUUAAGUAUUCUUCAAGCAUAGAAAUCCAGAGUUAGAAAAAGAAAACUUACAUAAUCUUAAAUUUGUACAAAAGUGAAAUUUGGAAAAAUGGAAAAGUAUCUUCAAAUUGUGGUGUAUAUUCAAGAACAAUACAUCUGAAUGGACUGAGGUUCAUUAAUAUUCUCACCAUUUUCUAUAGCCUUCUUAAUACCUUAUUCAAUACAUAUUUCAGAAGUACUUCAUACGUAGAAUGAUCAGUUUCCACCUACAAUAUAUAUUCAUAAAUGAAGCACAGGUGUUCAAGAUGUGAUUUUUUUCACUCAUAUAUGAAUAUGUUUUCAAAUGUUAUAAAUGCUAAUAGUUUGUUAAAGACAACUGACUUGUGCUAAUGAUGCAUAGAAUGGUGGAAAAGCAGAACAUUAAGAAAUUUAUUUCAUAAAAACAGUUUUGUAAAAUUAGGCUUGAGUUCCACUUCCCUGUUUUAUGUAAGAUGGCUUACAUUUUCAAAAUGGAAAUUAUUGGUCAUAUUUGUGAGAACUUUCAAGAAGAAAACAAUGUUAUAUUAAUUUUUUAAAACUUGAUAGCUCUCUUUAGUUUCUAUGCAAAAAUCUAUUGACAGAUCAUAAUGGAUACUGAUUCCUAUUAACGAAAAUCUACAUUGACAAGUUCAGUAUUGAGAACAAUCUUUUUUUGUGUGUGUCAUGCUGGGGAUCGAACCCAGGCCUCAUGCAUGCUAGAAAAGCAUUCUAUCACUGAGCCACACCCCUAGGCCAAGAACAAUCUUAAUAUAAAAAAACUACAGAUACAAAUUUAGUAGUUAUCUUGAACCCAAUAAAAUAAUUUGAAAUGUUUUAUAUUAAGAUACCUUAUAUCCGAAAAUGACAUAAAAGGAAAAAAGUUUUUAACUUUUAUAUGAGUUGACAUUUUUGAGUAGUACUUAUUUCCUAGGUGGAAUUUUUUAUUGUUUUUGUCUCAAGAGAGUAAAUUAAAAUUAUAUCAUUAUAGCUUCAUUUGGAAGAAAGUAGUCGUAAAAAUCCUUUCAUUACUAUUUAAUAUUAUUCAGGGAUAUGUAUAUGUUUAUAUAUAAAAUAAUGAUACAGUAGAAUUUUUCUCAACAACCUUAACUAAGACUGAGAAAUGAAAAUAAAGACAAACAUGCAAGCUACAAUUUCUGAGUACCAAAAAUCUAUAAAUCUAUCAAAUGUCAAGUGUCCAUGCUUAAAGGCUCAUGCAGUUUACUGUAAGAUUACCUACCCACCCUUCUUCAAAGCUGAUCUUCUUUAGAAAUAGUUUUCACUAGUUUAGUUUUCUGGUUACCUAACCUAGAGCAGAUUAAGUCCUACAAAUUCAAGGAAGUUUGUGAUAGGAAUCUGACUAUUUAUAAACAAGAAUUUCCAGAUUUUCCUUUCUUCUUCAAUUCCUCCCUUAAUAUAUAACUUCCUCUAAACUUUAGGGGAAAAAGGAAUGACCUUAGCCAGACCUCGAAGCCCAUACCUGUAAUCCUAACAACUCGAAAGUCUGAGGCAGGAGGAUCACAAGUUCAAGGCCAGCCUGGACAACUUAGUGAGAUCCUGUCUUAAAAUGAAAACUGAAAAGGACUAGAGAUGUAGCUUAGUGAUAGAGCACCACUGGGUUCAAUCCCCAGUACUGGAAAAAAAAAAAAAUGACCUUCCUUGAGGGAACCAUUAGUUCAUCCAGGGUUUAUGUAGCUAUGUUGCUCUA